Messenger RNA from Schistocerca gregaria, 1857 nucleotides. RefSeq names its product reticulocyte-binding protein 2-like. The record is from RefSeq and is a predicted model, not a curated record. Lineage: Eukaryota; Metazoa; Arthropoda; Insecta; Orthoptera; Acrididae. The transcript is spliced from 3 exons. Bases 1 to 1857 code for a protein of 618 amino acids.
AUGUCGACUACAGAAACAAAUACGAAUACUGACAAUACACAAGACCCAGUAGAAACAGACCUUAUACGCAUGUUUAGAGAGAUGCAGACAAAUUUAAUGUCGCAGUUUGCAGCUCAAGUUGUAGAAAAUGUUGCGUCACAAAUGCAAACUCACACAGAAAAUGUUGCAGCUCAGAUAGGUACUGUUAACACACGAGUAGAAAAUGUUGCAGCACAGAUGCAAGCUCACACAGAAAAUGUUGCAGCUCAGAUAGGUACUGUUAACACACGAGUAGAAAAUGUUGCAGCACAAAUGCAAGCUCACACAGACAAUGUCACAGCGCAGAUAAACGCUGUCACUACCCAGAUAGCCAGUGUAACGACACAAAUGGACAAAAUAGACAAUGACGUGAAGAACCUGACCGACAUGCAAAAUAAUCUGACGACUCAACUGACCCAGUUAAAAAGAGAGGUAGCAGAUCAAGUGAUAGAGGUAGUACACGAAGAUUUAAAUUACAUGAGCCAAGACAUUGAUAACUUAAAGUCCACAGUUAAGGAUAUGCCAGAACAGAUCCGUACCUUAACCAAAAAUUUUGAAGCUAUGAGUUUUCAACAGAUCGAGCUUAGUGUCAAAAUGCAGGAGGCUGUAGACCAAGUUGAUGACAUGACGAAACAACAAAAACAGCAGUUUGGCGAAUUUUUAGAGGAAAAAGACAAACAUAUCAACCAUACAUUAGAAACAGAACUGAAAAAAGCAAUAACUAACACUGUAGAACAGGUGUACACUACCCAAAACACGUCUGUAACUAAACUUCCAACUGACCUAGCUCAGUUACAAAAGACUCUGAUACAGGACUUACCUGACUGGAAAAAACAUGUAGACGAGCAACUAAAGAGUAAACACCAUACACAGAACGAAAGAGAACAACAGUCAGAAGAGGAAUUUGAUGACAGACGCACAGAAAAUGUUGCAGCUCAGAUAGGUACUGUUAACACACGAGUAGAAAAUGUUGCAGCACAGAUGCAAGCUCACACAGAAAAUGUUGCAGCUCAGAUAGAUACUGUUAACACACAAGUAGAAAAUGUUGCAGCACAAAUGCAAGCUCACACAGACAAUGUCACAGCGCAGAUAAACGCUGUCACUACCCAGAUAGCCAGUGUAACGACACAAAUGGACAAAAUAGACAAUGACGUGAAGAACCUGACCGACAUGCAAAAUAAUCUGACGACUCAACUGACCCAGUUAAAAAGAGAGGUAGCAGAUCAAGUGAUAGAGGUAGUACACGAAGAUUUAAAUUACAUGAGCCAAGACAUUGAUAACUUAAAGUCCACAGUUAAGGAUAUGCCAGAACAGAUCCGUACCUUAACCGAAAAUUUUGAAGCUAUGAGUUUUCAACAGACCGAGCUUAGUGUCAAAAUGCAGGAGGCUGUAGACCAAGUUGAUGACAUAACGAAACAACAAAAACAGCAGUUUGGCGAAUUUUUAGAGGAAAAAGACAAACAUAUUAACCAUACAUUAGAAACAGAACUGAAAAAAGCAAUAACUAACACUGUAGAACAGGUGUACACUACCCAAAACACGUCUGUAACUAAACUUCCAACUGACCUAGCUCAGUUACAGAAGACUCUGAUACAGGACUUACCUGACUGGAAAAAACAUGUAGACGAGCAACUAAAGAGUAAACACCCUACACAGAACGAAAGAGAACAACAUUCAGAAGAGGAAUUUGAUGACAGACGCACAGACGUAUGGAACGUCAUGGAGAAGCUCGGAAAUGGCAGCAGCAUCCGUGCGUUUCUCACUGAAAAUUUCGACAAAGUGACGGCGGGUCUCGGCAAGAAUUGCCGCCUGGCUGUAAAGACGCGCACCGUCAGCUGA